Molecule: messenger RNA, 1386 nt
Organism: Cicer arietinum (chickpea)
Lineage: Eukaryota; Viridiplantae; Streptophyta; Magnoliopsida; Fabales; Fabaceae
Product: DAR GTPase 2, mitochondrial
Biological process (GO): mitochondrial translation
Cellular component (GO): mitochondrion
Molecular function (GO): GTP binding; GTPase activity
Source: RefSeq, a predicted model, not a curated record
UUUGGGUACAAUAAUCUCUGGUGUAGUUAUUCCCUCUAAUUCUUGAAGAAAAAAAAGAACUUAAAAGAAAUACACAUGUUUUGGCGAAAACGAACAACAGUGCGUUGAUUUAAACUUAAAGUGAAACUGGAAGUGGAAUGGCAGCUUUGCACUUUGGUAGACGAGUAGGGCGAGCAGUAAAAGAAAGAAUUGUAAGGAGAAAAAGCAGCGUGUUGCAAGGACGAUUAUGGCAUGACCCUUUCAUGUCCGCUGCUUCUUGCGCCAUCGCCGAAAGAAUCCCCUUCGUUGAUCUCAUCGUCCACGUCACAGAUGCAAGGAUUCCCUUGUCCUCUCAAUGUCACUUACUCAGAGAUUACUACCAAACUUCCUCAAACCAUAUUAUUGCGCUCAACAAAGCUGAUCUCGCUUCUCGUUCCGCUUUACAGGCAUGGAUGGAUUACUUUAGAGAAAUGAACUGCAUAUCUUGUGAAGUCAAUGCUCAUAACAAGGACAGUAUCAGACAGUUCCUUAGCCUUAUACAACGCCAGGUGGGAAAAUUGAGAAGUGAUCAAGAUAAUAAGUAUACUGCAACAGUAAUGUUAAUAGGGAUUCCAAAUGUUGGUAAAUCGGCACUUGCUAAUGCCUUGCAUCAAGUGGGGAGAAUUAGGGCAGCAGAAAAAGGAAAGUUAAAGCAUGCAACUGUGAGUCCAGAGCCAGGAGAGACUAAAGACAUAAGAAGUUAUAAGAUUGCUAGCCAUCCCAAUAUUUAUGUGUUAGACACUCCAGCUGUUUUAUCUCCAGAGGUUCCUGAUGUUGAUAUUCUAUCUAAAUUACUCUUAACAGGAGCAAUUGGGGACAAUAUGGUUGAGAAAAAAGAAAUUGCUCAAUAUUUUCUAGCUAUUCACAACUCUAGCGAGCAGUACAAGAAAUGGGCGAAGUUAUCUAGCAAGGAUGAUGACAGUUUUUUCCUUAACAGCACAGCAGAAUGCUUGACUACCUCUGGGUUGCAAAUGAAACAGAAAAACCAAAUCCCUACAGAUCACACACAGGAUCGCGUAGUGCAGGAUGUUCGACGAACACUCUAUGAAACAGUUACGACUUUUAAUGGCAAUAUAAGAUCUGAAGUUGAAAUGGAAGCACUUAUUGUCAGACAGUUUACUGCCUUACAGGAAGCUUUCCACGUUUCAACUGAAUGUGAAGAAGAUGCUCAUGACAAGGUUGCCGGGAAGCUGCUUAAUCUUUUCCGUACGGGUCGUGUUGGACAUUAUAUUUUAGAUAAUCUUCCCAGAAAUAUUCCAUGAUGAUUGCAGGCCAAUGCAUUGUGUAUUGACCUUUAAAUAUAGCUACUCAACUCUGCUACAAGCUUAAAUCAUAAUUAUUUUCAAAGCAAAAGCCUUUUACAUACCA